ACAACAACCCUAGUGCGUGCAAUGUCGGAAUGGCGCACGUCUGUGAUCGAGCUGCCAUCGGCGAUGACGAUCGUCGCUGCGAAUUUUGCAGCAAACUAUUCGUACAGAGGAAGAACAUGCUGCAACACAUCAGGAACGUUCACAAAAUGGCCGUGGAUGUCAAGAAAUUGAUGAAAUGCGACGUAUGUGGCACUUCCCUGCCUACAAUGGAGAAGUAUUCGGUGCACCAGAUCGCUGCGCACAACUUCGAGGCUGAUUACGUGCACCUGGUGAUCCGGAACAAUAAGGAAUUUCAUGAAUGGAAAGCAGAAGAAGAGGGUAGCCAAAACUGCUGGUUCAUUUUGCCCAGGGACCCCAAAAAGCUGGCCAGUGGAGAAACAAGGAUCCACUAUUACUGUAAUAGAUCAGGCGAGGCAAGGAAAAAGGAAGGUCAUAGUGACCGUCGGGAGAAAAGUCAGGGGAGCUGUAGGUCUGGUAAGAUAUGUCUUUCAUUUAUUACCGUCACAAUUACCGUCCGACACCUGAAGGCACCACCAUAAAAGUCAGGUAUCAAAGAAACCAUUACGGUCAUAAACCAGAAAUUCAGCACUUGAGAAUGAGUGACAAGAAAAAGGCCAGCGUAGCAGAGAACCUAGAAAGGGGUGUGCCCAUGAAAACCAUUCUAAAGCGAGUAAGAACAUCUGUGGCAUCCAAGCUGAGGCCCGUGCACUUGGCAGAGUGCUCAACCCUGCAUAACAUCAAACAGCAGUUUAACAUUGCUGCUCCUGAACAUUGUCACACUAAUGACGCUAUCAGUGUAGACAUGUGGGUGCUUGUGAUGAAAGAAAAAGGUGAAACACUUGUCCGCCUGUACAAGGCACAAGGUGCAGUGGACCCAAGUGGUACAUUUCCUUCAGCAGACUUUGCUCUUGUUCUGAUGACAGAGUCUCAGAAGGAGCUACUAGAAAAAUUGGGCCCUGCAGGUACUGUAUGUCUUGACUCGACACAUGGAACUACAGAGUACCAGUUUGAGCUGACCACUCUUCUGGUGCUAGAUAAAAUAGGAUCAGGUGUAGCUAUAGCUUAUUUCAUCUGCAACCGGAUGAACGAGCAAACUUUGACAGCAUUCUUCAAAUAUCUGGAGUCGGCCAUGGCCAAAAAAGUGGCUGCUAAGACAUUGAUAUCUGAUGAUGCGUCGCAAUUCUACAAAGCAUGGUCCAUGGUCAUGGGUGCCACAAAACAGAAACUUCUCAGUGCCUGGCAUGUGGAUAACAAUUGGCGUAAGAAGAUACUCGAGUGUGUAGAGAAACAGCUAAGGCCACAUGUUUACCAUAGUGUGUGGCUACUCUUAGAGUUCCUCGCGGAAAAGGCAUUUGAAGAUUAUUUUAAGCAAUUCCUUUCUAGUGAGGAAGAAAAACUGAGGGACUUCCUGAAGUACUUCAAUGACCACUAUGCAGUUAGGCCGCAAUAGUGGGCCUAUUGCUUUAGGACUAGAGCAGCUGUCAACACUAACAUGCACCUUGAGAGCAAGCGCAGGACGUUAAAGCAUACUAUGCUGGAGAGAAAACAGAAUAAGCAUGGUGACAAACUUAUUUCUGCCCUCAUGGACUUGACAAAUAAUUUUUUAAUGAAAAGGGCUAUCCAGAUGAUGAAAGGGGCAAAGGGUAAGAAGCUGAGCAGAAUUCAGAAGAACCACAGGUCUGGCAGUGAAAUGGCAGCUUGAGCCAAAUUAAAUGAAGAUGGCUGUGCCAAAUUAAAUGAAGAUGGCAUAUAGACUGUGCCAUCUCAGUCUAUUAAAGGGCUCUCAUAUAAAGUGUCAAAAGUGGGAGAUGGUGCUUGCUGUCCUUUGAGGUGUAAGGAAUGUGCAGUGUGUGUGCAUACUUACAUGUGCACUUGCUAUGACCAUCUUAUACACUUUACAGUGUGCAAGCACAUUCACUGUGUGGUCAUCGCUAAUCCAACUAGCAGCAACAAGGCCCAUGAGAGCUCACCCGAAGAAGCAUGUGAG
This is a messenger RNA of Dermacentor andersoni, 1987 nucleotides long. The record is from RefSeq and is a predicted model, not a curated record. NCBI's taxonomy places the organism in Eukaryota, Metazoa, Arthropoda, Arachnida, Ixodida, Ixodidae.